Messenger RNA from Paramecium sonneborni, 4461 nucleotides. The record is from the annotation of a GenBank genome assembly. NCBI's taxonomy places the organism in Eukaryota, Ciliophora, Oligohymenophorea, Peniculida, Parameciidae.
AUGAAAGCUUUCGAAACUUUACGCGAUAAAACUAUAUCAAUAUUUCAUAAUGUGAAUCUAAAAUCAGCAAUGCUUUCAACAACCAUUAAAAAUUUCCUAAUUAUACAACAUCAGUUUUUAAUGCUCUCGUAUUUAUUCGAAUAGAAAAAUAAUUCAUUUUUUUACAUUAUUACUACUUCAACAAGACCUUAAUUACUCUUACAUUCUAAUAAUAUUUGUUAUGUAAUAUUGCCGAUCCUAAUUUUAUAUCUAUUCAGUAUUUUCAUAAAAUAAAUACCAGGAAGAUAAAAGAUAUUAGUGAUAGGAUAGUUAUUAAGGGUGAGUGUAUAUAAUUUAUUUUUUGAAAUUUCAAAAGGAUAAUUGCAAUUUAUUGUUUAAAUACUACUAAUUGUCAUCAGUACUUUCGACCUUUUAUUCAUCUUAGGCACAUUAAACAUAAAAUAAAUGAAUUUCUCGUAAAUUUCAAUUAACUAUUUUUAAAUAGCUAACCAUAUUUUAAACAAUUUAAUCCUAAUUUUUAAAUAAUAUACUAAUUAUAAUCAUUUCCUUAUAAGUAUUUUAUGCUUGUUUUAUUCAAUAAAUGGAUUACUAAAUCAAAUAGCUUACUCUCCAAUAAAAUCUACAAAACUUCAUCCUUACAUCUUAUAUGCUCACGUUAUUACAAUAAUUCAAUGUGCUCUUUACUUUACAAAUUUAUAAUUAUAGGAAUUUCCUAAUUUGAUUUUAUGCACCCUUGUACUUAAAAUUAUAUAAAUCUCAAGCUCAAAUUUAUUAAGAUUCCCAAUAUUUAAUAUAGACACUUUAUUAUUAAGUAUAGGAGAUGGCUCUAUUACCUAAGAACAUAUAAAAAUUAUAAGAGAUAAAAAAUUAAUUUAAAAAGAACAAGAUAAAAUACUGUAUGCAACGAUAAGGAUAAAGUAGAAACAUUACUAUGAAGCAUUAUGUUUAUUAUACCAUUAAAAAAGUUCUGAUUGGUUGAAUUAAAUCAAAAAAACCAUAAUUAUCGAUGAAUGUCUAUAGUAAUUAGAGUUCAAGAUUAAGACAUCGUCAAAAUUUGAUUAAAGUGUUGCAUUAGCUGUAGAAUAAUUAAUGAAAAGUGAAGAUAGAAAUUUUAUUAUUCAAGAAAAAAUAAUAGAAAUAAUUAAAUAAAAAUAACACAUCCAAAAAUGUAUAACUGAAAAAGACUUAAAAAUAUAUUAGAAACUUAUGAACUUUAUAAAUAAAGUACAAGUAAUAAAACGGAAACUUGAAAAAUAAUAUUCAUAAUUUCCAAAUUAAAAAACUUAAGCAGUUCUAUGCUUUUUAUAUGCUGAAAUUUUGAAUGAUUAUAUAUCUGCUAGUAAACUGUCUGUUUCCUCAUCUAAACAAGAAUUAAUUAAAUUUUAAAAUCAUUAGGCUAUAUUAAAUAUGUUUAAUUCGAAGAUGAUCUAUUUUAUAACAGAUUUUGAUUAACAAAAAUUAAUAAUAAAAAGAAUGUCUAGUAAUACAUCUUAAUUAUUGAAUCUUAGACAUGAUUAAUUAAUUAAUAAAGAUAUUGAUUUAUUAUUACCAUUAGGUAUUAGAGAACAUCAUAAUGAAAUGAUAAUGAAUUUUUUAGAAGAAGGCAUUUCUAAAUAUAUGAGGAAAGUAGAUUUAAAAUAUUUUAAAUCUCAUUAAUCAUCAUAUUUAAUAACAGCUGAUUUUACCUUAGAUAUUAGUUUCACUAAGUCUUCUUUGAAAUUUGUAACAUUUUUGCAACCUGUCAUUCAUUAGCCAAUGAUUAUUGUGCUUAAUUAAAAUAAAAUAAUCACAGAAUUCAGUGAAAAUUUUAUAGAAACUUUAAAUGAAAAACCUGAAAAUAUAUUAAAUAAGCACAUGAAUUUAUUCUUACCUUCAAUUGAUACUAUAGAAUAUAGUCAGGUUCUAGAAAAUGUUGAAAUGUUAUCUUAAUAAAGUAGUUAUAGUACUUUGAAAUCAUAUUCAAUUAUUACUACAGUCAAUGUUAAAAUAAAAGAAUUAAAAGGUAAAAUUAUUUAUUACUUAUUAACAUUUCAAUUUAUUAAAAAAAUGAGUUUAAAUUAUACUUAUAAUUAGAUGAUGUAGAGUAUAUCAAAUGGUGUUUUAAGUUAAGAUAUCUAUAAAACAGAUCCUAAGAGAAUUGAAAUGAAUAUCAAGGUUGAAGAUGACAGUCUAUCUGACAUGUUCAAAGAAGAAGUUAAUAUCUUUAAACCUUAUAUUAUGGAUGAUAAAAAUUAAAGACAUAGAGUAAAUUCUAAUUUUUUUUAAUUUCAAUAAUUUUCUCAUAAUUAACUUUCAAUUACAUAAGAUAAAUAAAAAAGAAAUUAAAAUCUGCAAACUAAAAGCUAAAAUAAUUCUACAUUGAUUAGUCCAAUUAAUAGUUAAUCAUAUGAUCAAUUAUUAACCCAACAAUAAUACUAUUGUAGGAAUUCUUAAAAAAAAUUAUCAUAUGUAAAAGAGGAAUGUAGUAUAGACAUGGCAAAAGAAAUUCUAGCAAUUAAUGAUAGCAAUUAAGAAGAAGAUUGUAAGAGAUCCUAAGUAUCCUCUGUAUAAAAUCUAAAAUAAUCUCAGCAUUUUAAGAAAUAUGAAAUCUUCAAUAAUGUCAAUAAAAAAUAAUGCCAAUAAGGAUCAUGCUUAUUCUUAAAAAUAGCCUUGCUUUCAUUGAUUGCUCAUACAAUCAUUAUUUACAUCGUAAAAUAUAUUUAAAUAAUAGAUAAUUUAAAGUCUUUAUAGUAGUUUACAUUAAUUAGUGAACGAUAUAGAAUUACUCUAAGUUAAAAACCAAGCUUUUUAACCUUUAGAAACAUUUUGGGUAAAUCGAUGGAUUAUUUUCAAUUACAUGAAAAUGAAGCAAAAAAACCUUUUAGAUGAGGAUGAAUAUAACCAGUUAUUGGUGUUUCCAGAAUAUACAAUUCCAAUAUAAUUUUAGAGAUUAUUUUCUAAUUUAAAUGAAAUUGUAAAUAAAAAAGAAUUAUAAAUGUUUAUUUCUUCAAUCAACAUCACUGUAUUAUAAUACACUGAUUCUGAUAAAGGGGAAAUAUAUGAAAUCUCAAUAAGGAGUUGUAUUAAUAUUUUAUUAGAUUUCUAAUAUACAUUAAAGUAAUUUUAUGUUGAAAAAAAACUACCAAAACCUGAUAGUACUUAUAUCUUUUAUUGUUAUAAGAAUUCGUUCAAUCUCAAGUAAGAAUUUCAAAUUUUAAAUGAUGAUAUCUAUGAACAAUCUCAAAUAAAUUCAAUAUUUAUUCUAACUUAAUAAAGAGUGCUAUAUUUGAUAUAAUUUAUAUUGAUAAUUGUAAACCUUAUUGUUCUUAUUAUUUUGAUAAGAAUUGUUGAAAAAUAGCAUUUAAAGUAUUUAAGAUUGUUGUUUUCAUGUCCAAAUGAAACUUAUUAUUUAGAUAUUCAUAACUAUUAAUAGUUAACCAAGUUUAUUCUUUAAGAUAGUGAUAAUUUGUUCAAAUAUUAGUUUUUAAUGCAUGAAAAAGAAAAAUAUUUGAUAAAGUCAAGCUAAACAUUGACAAAAUCAAAAGAUCAAAUGUAAACAAAAAAAAACAAUAAAGAUAUAAAAAUUUAAGUAGGAGACUUAUCUAUUCGGAUAUUAUCUUAUUUGAUUAUGUUUCUUAUGUUAGUUUAAGGUACGUACAUAUAUUGGAUGAUGUCAUAGUAUAUUAUUUCAUAUCAGCCUACAGCUUUGUUUUAUAGAAAACUUUCUGAUGUUGGUACUGAUAUUCCUACAUUGUAUUCGCAUAUUAGUGUAUUGUAUGGAAUCACAAAUUUUACAUUUCUUAAUAAAACAGACAAAGAUUUGUUCAUUUUUGAAAUUGAAAAUUCUCUUAAAAGAUUAGAAAAUUUCAUUAAUAUUUAAAAUGAUUAAGAUAAGUAUCUAUAUUAAAUAAUUUAGUAUUUUAUCUUAGAAUUUUAUGGAUAAAUAUAAUUUUCUUCAAACUGCUAAUCUAUGUUAAUAUAUUAAUGAUGAAAUAUAUGAUAAAUCAACUUAGAUUUGUAAUUAAUCACUUAACUAAAAUUUAUAAUAAGGAAUAUCUUCUGCUCUCAUUUACAUAUUAAAUUCAAUAAAAACAGAUAGAGAUCUAAAUUAAUUUAGUGAAAAGAUAGGCUAUGAUAAAUAUGAAUUAGAAGGAGCUUUAAUCUUUUCAGAAUUCAUCGAAAAUUUGAAUGAUGAAUUCUAUUAAGACUUAAAAAAUGUUACAAUAUAAUAAUUAAACUAAUUAAUUGUAUUUUUAUUUAAUAUUUGCAUAGUUUACAGUUAUUGGAAUAUUCUUUGUUCUUAUUUUUAUGAUGUUUUUGACAGUAACUGUAGGAAAAUAUUAUAUGAACAAAAAAAAUCAUGCUAUAAGCUAGUCCAUAUUUAUGAUUCCUUUUUCAGUCAUCUUUUUUGAUGAUUAUUAUGAAUUAAAACUAAAAAAGAUUUAGUAAAAAGGUUUAUAGAGUAAAUAAAUUAUAUUAUGA